UGCUCUUCAGGUGUACUCUGCAAGGCAGUGCGAGCAAUGGACAUUCUGAUUGGCUUCCAAGGACAACGUCAUGCGCGCGACUCAUUCUGGUUGGUUGGCGAAUUCUCAGAACUGCAUCUCGCAGACGGACUUAAACGCAAGUGACGCACAUUUGCGCGGUAUUUCUUUCCUAGUGUACAUGCGCCCCACUUUCUCUGGGGGUACCGGGCGGCGCCGAGGAUCAACUUCAGUUGGCCCUUCAGCCUUUGCCAGGGAUGGACUGUCAGCGGUCGCUCCACCUGCUUUUCCUCUGUCUGUCUUCUGAGGCGACAUCUUACGUCUUCAAGAGGGAAAUAUGUGAAACGGGAGAGAAACGGUUUGAGACGACUUACGGCGAUGGCUACAACCUUCGGCUUUACGUCAGGUCAUCCGCGAUCGACGACUUAGAGGUAGAAGUGGAGUUUGCGGACGUCGGCCUCAUCUGGACGAAGACCUUCAGCCUCGGGAACGAAACUUAUAAGUUCGUCGCCGACCGCAACGGCGUCACGUGGACCGAAGUAUUCGUCAAAUCCUUCAGAGACUCUUACUGCCAGCAACACAAGGACCUCACCCCAGGAGCCUCUGAGAAGACUUGUGACGUGGGGAAAAAGCAGGUCGUCUCAUUCCCGGACGCCGUCAUCCUUGGAAGGAACUGUAACGGACGUCGAGCUAUAUGGAUGGUAUCUGCCGUCACGGGGGUGGCGAUAAUUCUCAUGACCAUUCUCGCAGCCACCUUCCUCAAAAACCUCGUCGGCUGUGGUUGCAAGAAGGGCACCAGCAAGAACGCUCCUGCGCCCGCGAAUAAGGCCACGAGAGCCCGCGCCAGCAGACGAGCGUUGAGAGGGACGACAGGGAAUUCCCUCGGCGAGGAAGGACACGCCCCCGAGACGCUGGACCGCCCGCCGUCCUACGAAGAGGCGGUUGGGGACGCCCCGCCCUCCUACGAGUUCAGUAGAAGGCAGGUCGGCGGGGUGACGUCGAAGGGUCUUCUCCGGAAAGAAAUGGUGGUAGACGAUGGUGAUGAUGUCCAUUCACCUGGUCCACUAGACCUCGAACUCUCGUCUCCGUGAGAACCUCCUCCACGGGAAACGUACAACCCAGUAACCAGAGGACUGUAGGAAUGGACG
Molecule: messenger RNA, 1145 nt
Organism: Penaeus monodon (black tiger shrimp)
Lineage: Eukaryota; Metazoa; Arthropoda; Malacostraca; Decapoda; Penaeidae
Exons: 2
Coding region: 255-1088 (277 amino acids)
Source: RefSeq, a predicted model, not a curated record